Dicrocoelium dendriticum is the source of this 408-nucleotide messenger RNA. The record is from the annotation of a GenBank genome assembly. NCBI's taxonomy places the organism in Eukaryota, Metazoa, Platyhelminthes, Trematoda, Plagiorchiida, Dicrocoeliidae.
ACAUUUCCUGACGGAUCUGGCGUAUUUCAACAAGAUCUGGCCCCGUGCCACACAUCAAAAAUGGUCAAGACUUUUUUCAAUACUAAUCAAAUAACCAUCUUGGACUGGCCUGGGAAUUCACCAGAUUUAAACCCCAUUGAAAAUAUGUGGUCUAUUUGCAAGCAACGCCUUCGUGGCAUGGACUGUACGACAAAGGAGAAACUUAAUCAAGCUUUAAUUCAAGUUUGGUACAGGGACCCAAGAUGGGCUAAAGUUUGUUCAAAUUUAGUGGAUUCCAUGCCAAACCGUAUUAAAAUGCUACUCAAAAGUCGAGGAGGUCAUGUUGUGUAUUGAUGUGAGUAUAUUAGUGCAAUUCAUUAUAACAAUUUUGAAAAAAGGUUUUUCAGUGUUUUCGCAGUUUGUUUCAAU